UCAAACCAAUUCAAACAUUAAAAAAUUUAUCAAAACGAUUUAUAAAUAUAUCUUCAUUAUCCGAUUAUAUAACAAAACUGCCACAUAGGCCAAAACCUGUAUUAGCAGAUUUUUAUACCUCUAAUAAAGAAAGUUUUGCUUCGAUAGUACAGGGUUUGAAUGGUAAGCAAACGCUUCUCAAGGUAAUAGAAUUGUAUAAAAAUUUACCCGAAGAUGAAAAAGAGCAAUUGCGUAAACGUCAUUAUGAUGCAUAUCAAAUUUACCAAAAAGAUUUAAAUGAAAUUAUGAUGGGUAUACCACCAGAAACACAGACAAAGUUAAUUUUAGAUGGUUUUAUUAAAAAUCCUGAUAAGUUAUUUAACAUGAAUAUUCCAAAAAUACCACAAUCUGCAUAUUCUUAUUUCACCCAAAAACACUUAAAGUUGGAAUUCAAUAAGUCUAAAAAACUACCAGGAAAAGAAAUUUUGAAAGAAGCUGCUCAAAAAUGGAGAAAUUUAACAAAAGAAGAAAAAUUAAAGUGUGUUGAAGAAUGGAAAACACUGAAAGAAGAAUAUGUUAAAAAUAUGGAAAAUUGGAAAUCUAAUAUGCAAAAUAAUGGAUACCCUGAACAAUUAAUUAACUUGCUAUCUUCCAGAAGAGGCUUAUAUGCUUUGCUAAAAUCCCGCAAAUUGCAAGACACAAACAAAUCUAAAGAUCCAAUUAACGAUAUAGAAAAGAAAAUUGAAAAUAUGGAAAUUGAUAAAAUUUCCCCUUUACACACAGAUAAACCUAGGAAGAAAUCAAAAAUUGAAAAAUAAAAUUAAUUGAAUUAACAAAUUAUAUAUAUAUAUUAUACACACUAAUCACGUUUCUAAUAAAAGUUAUGGUUUAAUUUUUGAAAGAUAUAAUAUUCAAUAAUAAAAACCCAUAAAAUUUAUUUAUAAUAUCCAUAUAACUAAAGAACAUUUUUUUAUAACUGGAUAUCAAUUUUUUACUGAUAACGAUAUACUUUGUUAAUUUAUAUAUUGUUUACUAUUGUCAAUCACAGUAAUA
Messenger RNA from Gordionus sp. m RMFG-2023, 1032 nucleotides. RefSeq lists its product as uncharacterized. The transcript has 7 exons. Bases 285 to 797 code for a protein of 170 amino acids. The record is from RefSeq and is a predicted model, not a curated record. Lineage: Eukaryota; Metazoa; Nematomorpha; Gordioida; Chordodea; Parachordodidae.